AUGACCGUGGAAGGCAGUUGGCAUAAAUCCCAUCAUUUUCGCCCUGUGAAAGGAGCCUUUACUUCCUUGACGUUGUACCUCAAACUUCACCUUUACCCGUUUCACUCGCUGGGCGUGCUCGAUUACCAUCAUGAGAUAUAUAAGAUCUCUGACUACAGCAAUGAUGUUAAUGGGGAGACCAAAGAAACACAACCAGUUUUUUUAGGAGAUGAAAGCCGGGAAAUUAAAAAACAAAUUACAGGGAUGAGAAGAUUACUGAAUGACAGCACUGGAAGAAUCUAUCAACGAGUUGGCAAAGAAGGAGAAAAACUGAAGGAGGAGCCCCAAGAUUUAGACUUAGCCUGGGCCCAGCGCCUGAAUCCCUCUGCCGAGUCACAGGCGAGCCUUCAUCCUUCACAGAGCGGUGCAUGGAAUGAAUUAUCACCCCAAGCUAGCCAUUUUUCAGGGCAAUACGGAACUCGAUCCAAAACGUUCCAAAAUCAAACACGAACCGUGGCAUCCAAUGGAGAAAUCCCAAUGGUGAAUUCAUCAGUUGGACCAAACUGCUGUACAUGUAAUUGCCAGUCAACCCUACAGGCUAUUCUUCAAGAGCUCAAGACCAUGCGAAAAUUGAUGCAAAUUCAAGCAGUUGGGACUCAAAACAGACAGCAGCCUCCUGUUCCUCUGAUUUGCGCACAGAAGUCAACUAUAUCAAGAAAGAGGAAUAAAAAGAAAAAACUGCCCCUCAAAACUGUUGAACCAAUUACCAUGAAUAAGAAACUGAACAUUGCGGAGAACGAAAAGAAGCUAUCAGCAAACUCGGAACGAUCGAGUCUGCAAGCAGUUGAACCCCCCCUAAAACCAGAAACCCCUGUUUCAGGAUUUGGAAUUAUCCUUGAAUCGGCUUCAUCAGAUCCAGAAGUGCAACUUGCAGAAGGCUUUGACGUCUUUAUGCCGAAAUCUCAGCUGGACUCUAUAUUAUCAAACUAUACUCGCUCAGGAAGUCUGCUCUUUAGGAAGCUGGUCUGCGCAUUUUUUGAUGACAAGACUUUGGCUAACUCUUUACCAAACGGCAAAAGGAAAAGAGGGCUCAAUGACAACCGGAAAGGACUAGACCAAAAUAUUGUGGGUGCAAUAAAAGUCUUUACAGAAAAAUACUGCACUGCUAACCAUGUGGAUAAACUUCCUGGUCCUAGGGACUGGGUCCAGAUUCUUCAGGAUCAGAUUAAACUUGCAAGAAGACGAUUAAAAAGAGGCUCAGCAGAGGCAACUGACUGUGAUGAGAAGCCGGACAUUUCUCUACUACAAACAGGUAACCUUUUCGACACCGCAACAGAUCAUCUGAUAGAUGCAAACCCGGAUUUUUCAGCUUGAAUCUCACAUCCUGCACCAGUGUUCUUAGCGGAUAGAAACAUCCUCUCCUUUGAAUAAUGUUCCCGCAAGAUCGGCGCGAGAACUUCAGCGUACCGGCAAGACGUAGACAUCCAUACCGUUUUCCCUUCAAGUUUGUGUUGUUUCAUGCAUUUUCCAUUUAACCUCAAAUAACAAAAACCUCCAGAUUGCUUCACGAUGAUUUCCCUCCGUAUCCACUGCAUUAUUUAAUUAGCGGGGUAUCCACUCUGCAGACAUUCUCUUGCCUUUGUUUUUCCUCCACGAUUGUACUUUUCCACGUGAUUGUGUGCUUGCCAGCAGUGUUUCGUCUUAAGCCACGCAGAG
Messenger RNA from Nipponia nippon (crested ibis), 1695 nucleotides. The record is from RefSeq and is a predicted model, not a curated record. NCBI's taxonomy places the organism in Eukaryota, Metazoa, Chordata, Aves, Pelecaniformes, Threskiornithidae.